UCGCGAGGGGUGGAGUAACGUCGUCUAGGCUCUCUCUCGCUCUGGCAUCGUGACAACAGUGCCAGACGCUUGGCACUAGGUUUACUUGUUGAGCCGCCUUUCCUCACCUGAGUGAGGGUUUACGUACUUAUUUAAUCCCGCGGUUGGCUAGUGUUUGGUGCUUUGUUUUAUAAUAAAAUACAUACUGUAUGUAUGGUAGCAGUAGUGAGAUAAACUAGUCACCUCAAGUGCCGGUAAUGUAUGUGUCUUAUGGGUGUAUUCUGACAACUAAGAUCAUUUAUGCUAACCCGGGUGGAAAAUGUACAAACUCCCCCAUUAAAUUUAAUCGAUCAAUAAUAGAAUUAACAGAUAAUUUCUUCUUGGGGUAAUAUAAUAUACAAGGUGUUGUCUUAUAGACGCUGUCACAACCAUCAAAAUUAUUACACAGUAUGUGACAUACAUUUGAAAACGAAAUGUUAAUGAAGUGAAAUUUGAAUCAGAAACAUGAACAAUAUUUGUACAAGUUUUUUCUAUGAACAAUGGUUGUACAAGUUACUCCCGUGAACAAUAGUUGUACAAGUUACUUCGUGAACAAUACUUGUGUAAGCUUCUCCUGUGAAUUUAGAAUUCUCAGAAAUCUGUGCCAUAUUAUCAGUGUGAUCAGCAGUGGAGAUAAAUUACAUUUUCGCAAGACUGUGAGUAGCCUCAAGCCGUGAUGAUGUCGUUACAAUAUGGACGACGAUACUUCGAAAUUGAGCGACUGUGGAAGGGACUAUACACCCGCCACCUGAAGACUGUGGUGGUGGGCCUAGUGCUGGCCACCCUACUGACACUCGUCCUCUACACAACGCCCACCACCACCUCCUUCAUCCUCUCUGCCACCACCAACAGCCUCAGCGCAAGCGUAUUAAUGGACGAGGGUGGGCCGCGUUGCUUGCCACACCGACACGUCAUGUUCCUCAAAACUCACAAGUGUGCCUCCACCACCGUCCAGAACAUCUUCCUGCGGUAUGGAUACACUCAUAAUCUUACCUUCGCGCUGCCAUCUGUGGGCAACUACUUAGGCAAUCCUAGACUCUUCAAGGCUGACAUGAUACCAAACAAGCUGUUGCCACUUCACGGGGUAGUAGAUUUGUUUGCUGUCCAUUCCCGCCUCAACCCGCCUGAGCACAAACGUAUCCUAUACAACGAUACACGUUGGAUUACCAUUGUGCGGGAACCAGCUACACUCUAUGAGAGCCUCUUCAACUUCUUCCAUAUGAAAAAUGGUUAUGGAUUUGACCUGUCACAGUUCAGUACACGACCUAUGUUGGAGUUGGAAUCCCUCCCUAGAUAUGGAGGAAAAUUGGGGAAAAAUCAAAUGCUGUUUGACUUGGGCUACUCCGAUAAUAUGUCUGUAACUGAACUGAGGAGCGCCAUUGAACAGCUGGAUAAACGUUUUGAUUUGGUGAUGAUAUCUGAAUAUAUGGAUGAGUCACUUGUACUCCUGCGGCACCUCUUAUGCUGGAGUCUUCACGAUGUGGUUGUUUUUGCAAAAAAUGCACGUCGUCAGGAAGUGAAACCCACACUGGAGCCUCGAACACUACAAGCACUUCGGGAACUGAACAGUGCAGAUGUGUUGCUUUACAAUCAUUUCGUAGCUAAACACCGCCGUUCUGUUUAUGAGUUUGGAGUUCAGAGAAUGGCAAAUGAGGUAUCAGCACUGCGUAGCCUCCGUGACGAAUACUAUGAAGUCUGUGGAGCACGUGAAGUAAAGGGUCGAGACUCUUCUCUGAAGUUCAAAGAGUACUCAGGGUUGGUCAGUGGUUAUGUUACAGCCAAUAAUUCGGACCAAAACUGCCUGAUGCUUUCCAUGCCUGAACUUCCACUAGUAGACACUAUUAGACGACGUCAAAAAGUAUUGCUUAAUGUGGAUGGGUUGUCCUAGUAGCAGGUCAGAUUUAUAUGUCAGUUCAUUCCAUUGUUAUAAUCAUAAAACAAGUAAAUCUAAGACAUGACAUUAAUGACUGAUUUAUUAGAAGGUCAAAAUGCAAAAGAUCUUCCUCUAUUUCUUCCUGCACGUGGCUUCCAUUUCUGCAUAUCACAAGAAAUCUAUUUUUGUAUUGAUCUUAAGAUAAUGUUUAAGAUAUAAUUGUGUCUGCUGUCCUAUGUGUCAGCAAAUAGCACCCAAGUGCCUCCUAUUUGUUGUGUACACAAGGCUCUCAGAGUGUCAUAAUUUAUGUAGUUUAUCCACAAGAGAAGUGAAAUGAGUUCAGUAGUACAGUAUUGAUACUUUUAUACGCCAAAUUUUUUUUGAAAAGUAAACAUUUUGCUCUUUUCUGUUCAUAUUCUUACAGAGUGUUGUUAUUGGGUUUAUGUAGAACUGUUAUGGUAAAGAUUUGCUAAUAAUCAGUACGUUCACACUACUACCACCCAUUCUCCCUCACACACACACAUCCCUCUCAGUGUUCUCUUACCUUAUAGUCCUGUUAUUCCAAACUCUCUUCCUCUGUUUCUCACCUUGUUUGUGCUUCUUUCAUUUCCUUUCAUCCCUCUUUCUCAUUGUUAUCUACUCUCUUUUUCACCCAUGUGUCCGUACCUAUAUAGCACUUAAGAAUUUACAACUCCACAUAAAGGAGAAAUGUAAUUAAUAGUAUAUAAUAUAAACUAUUGAUUACAUUUCUCCUUUACUAACACCUCCAGUCAUCAGAUGAAGGAUUAUCACACCCACAAAAUUUAUGAAAAACUUUGCAACAGUAAGGAAAGACUGACUGACUCAGGGAUCUGUCAACCAGUAUUAUUUCACUUGUUACUUCUUUAUGUCCUAAGAGAUCUGUACCUCUAAAUAACACCCAGGAAGAAUGCACUUAUUUUUCACACAGACAAAAUUAGAUAAUGAUUUUUCUCACCCAGUCAAACCAGGGUUGAAGACUCACUCCCAUUUGAUCCUGUGGAUGUUUCACUUAAGGGGAUCACCCUGCUGCGAAUGAUCCAAAAAUUAUGAAAAAUCGGAUCAACAGACUAGAAUGUACCCCGGGUCAGUACUGAAUCUGAGUGGGGCGCUCAAUCCCUUGACUUAUAGGUCAGGCGGUUACGCGCUCCACUUGAGGUACAUUGCCAGCCUGGGAUCUUUUUCAGACAAUAACUUGGAAAUAAACGAUUGGAAUUUGGUAUCCCAUUUUAUGACUUGGGGAGGGACAAGUAGCCUAAUCCCCCUCCCCCCUCCCGCCUCCCCUCUUGGGUGUAAUUAGAAAUUGGCAGGAACCGAAAGGGCAAGAGUGUCAAUAAUCCUUUUAAGCAAAUGAAGUUUAAAUUGCAUAAAUACACAUACAGUAAGCGUUUCAUUUGCUGACCUGAAGCUUCAUUAGUCUUUGAGACAACCACCAGAUCAAAUGUGAUAAUUUUUGUACUUUGGCUUAACUGAGUGAAAAAUGCUGUUUAUAAAUAAAUACCUGUGCAUAUUGCCAGACAAGGUCAUUCGGUAAUGGUCACCUGCCAAGUGUUAAUUCAACAUUAUGGAUUUCACAUGUCACUCUUUUAUUCUGUUUGGCCAUAACACGAGAUUUCAUAAUUCAGUCAUUAUAUUUUUAUCAACUUUGUCUCUCUGUCUUGAUCAUGUCUCUCCAUAGUUUGUUCAGUACUAUGGUGUAUUAAAGCAUGGGUUGUGACUUCCUUAACCCCUUCACUUCGGGACGCCACUUUUAAUAUUUUGUUUGGCUAACACCAGAUGAUUUUUAUUCGGCACAAGUGGUUAAUAAAUAUAAAAAAAUGUGAUCAUAGAUCUUUAAGCCUGGCGUCCCUCAGAGAAUGGAAGGUGGAAUAAAGGAUAUUAACCUUCAAGCGGCGAUCAUUUUAGAAUAUACAUUAGUGGAAUAUUGAGACCAUUGAUACAAACAGUAUUUUUCAUUCGUACAAGAGGGCGGCCAGAAACUGGAACAAAAAUAAACUUUCCCUUCAUACUAUGUCAUACAUGUUUUCUUACUAUUGUAACAGGUGUGUUCUGGUAGAACAAUGACCAUGUUGUGGUUUAUCCCUUUUGCUUCACACAACCCAGAACCACCAGAACAUCCUUCUCCAGACACUACGUGAUGUCGUGUCCUCUGCUUACCAGUUUUUCAUUUCGCUUUUGUUUUCCCCUCUCCUUCCUAUUGUCCACCUCUGAAUAUUCACCCCCAUUCUCUCUACAUCUCAGUCACGACCUAGAGCCAACUUGUGUGUGACCCUCACUCCCAGAGUUGGUGAACUUUGGUUAUUUCUCUGGUCAUUGCUUUCACGCGUGUCACUUCUGUUACUUCUAGCUUGUACUCCAUCCUUCAUACCAGUACAGUGCAGUAAUGUUGGCUCGAUAGUUUCUUUGUACAUUCCCAUCUUUGCCUCCUUUGAUUUAAUUCUUGCAAUUCAUUCAUUUCCCAAGGCACCUAUUAUUCUUACCUUCUUCUAAUCUGUCAUUCACUUCAUCACUUAUUUAUCCACUUGCUGACACAUCAGUCACAAAAACUCCUACUUUUUUCAUUAUAUCUUCAUUCUCUUUAUCUGUUUCUCUACCUAUUUCCAUCACUUUUGUCUAUGUUCACAGUAAAAAUAGAGUACAUAAUAUUACAAACUCAUUCAGUAACAUAUGUAACUUUCCUUUUGAAUCUCCCACAUUAGCUACCGACAUACCUCACAUCUGGUUACUAUAUCUAUAUUUACCAAACGUGUACCACUCUCAUGCUUUCACCCCGUCUUAACAGAAUACACCCAUGAUGUAGUCUUACUGUCAUUGAAAACCAGUCUUCCUUUCCUGACACAGUUAAUGCAUACACCAAUGUCCGUCUAAAAACUGUAGUAGACAUUUAGCCGUUUCCCACUUAUUCCAUGCAUGUUCAAUACCUCCCAUAACACAUUUUUAUUAAACCGUUUAUGUACUUUUUUUCAGAUCCAUAAACGCCACAAACAAAUUCUUUCCCUUCUCCAUAAACUUUUUUAUCAAGUCCUAAGUUUCUUCAUGCCAAAACUUGAUCAAAACAUUCACUACUUCUGCUCCAACACUGUCACACUCUGGUAAGUAAUAAUAAUAAAAAAACUUAGGACCAAGACUGGGGUAAAUAUAAAUAAAAGUAAAAUUUAUACAUUAACUAUAUUAAAGUUAAACAAGUAAAUAAUCAUUAAACUUAAAAGGUCUUCUGCCGAUAUCCUCCUUCAGUCUGCCACACACUUCUCAGCCGGAGUAUCUCACUUCUCCGGGAAUAAUACUACUUGCCUGACUCACCGUAAUUGUCUUGCCUUGGCCAACCCACACUUUGGUCUUCGGGAUUCCUCCUGAAUCGUCUUCCAAAUAAGUCCCUCUGUAGACCGAGACGUCAGAUAAUAAAUACACUUGUAGGCUCGUCCUUGCAGUUGUUUCCUUUGCAACAACUCUCCAUGAAGUUCCAAGCAGGUCUUUGAAGGUAGUGUGCAGAUGAACAAGUACCAGGCAGGGAGGGUGAAGACAGCGGACAAAACUGAACACCGGGUCCUGGCCUUCCUCACGGAACCUCAAGGCGGGUGGAGCAAAUUAAUCAUUACCCAAUGACAAGGAGUAUUAUGGUGGAGUAUUGUGUGACUAUGUGAACAGUAGUUAACCAUCGUAAUGGCAGUGGGGAUAGUUUUCAACAUUUAAUUAGUUACUCGCACCUAUUACUAAACUUUGAUUAUAUAAUUUACCAUUAAUAAAGUAUUAUAUAAACUGGAACUUCAUAUUAAAUGAUAACCAAAGGUAUU
This is a messenger RNA of Homarus americanus (American lobster), 5700 nucleotides long. RefSeq names its product galactose-3-O-sulfotransferase 4-like. The coding region runs from base 695 to 1906 and encodes 403 amino acids. Gene Ontology annotation, molecular function: galactosylceramide sulfotransferase activity. Gene Ontology annotation, cellular component: membrane. The record is from RefSeq and is a predicted model, not a curated record. Lineage: Eukaryota; Metazoa; Arthropoda; Malacostraca; Decapoda; Nephropidae. Gene Ontology annotation, biological process: glycolipid biosynthetic process. The transcript has 6 exons.